AUGGUGCACUUUCGCCCUCUGUUUGGCUCGCGCGCAAGCGUACACGACGUCCAUGACAGCUUCGGCACCACGCUCGAGGCAGUCAAGACCAGCGAAAGCGAGCAUGCAAACCCUUUCGAACAGCACAACAAGGAUGCUAACUCACCUCCACACGAACAACCCGUGUCCCCACAGAGCCAGCAGCAGCAAGGCGGAAACGACCUCGCCGGUCUUCUCAAUGGCGCUGCCCUUGUGUCCAGAAAAGAUUCCCAGUCCAAGACCCAACAGAGACAUAACGACGACGCCGCUGUCGCUCUAGAUUCGAGUGCACCACCGUCAGAAGACGCUGCCGGUACCGACUUGAACUCGCCCGAUAAUGCUGCGGCAUGGUUGAAAUCGCGCAAUCAAGCCGAGACCUGGGAUCAGCAUGAAUCUGCUCGCGCAAGGUCCAAGCUGGGCAGGACGCUCAAGAAGGUCGACGCCAAGAUCCGUUCCACCAUCGGCGUCAAUGCUCCUCCCACCACUCAGCAGAUCAGGAGCCCUUACUCGAUUGGCAAAAAUGACCACCUCACAAGUCAAGACAAUUUCGCUGUCGCCGAGCUCUUGGACGAGGCCAGUCUCGAGACAUUGCAGCACCUCUCAACUGACGAAGAUGAUGACGACGGCGAUGACGAGGACGAGGUCGAGGACGAGGACGAGGCCGAGGUCCAGCAAAAUGCCCAACUCCGUGACCAGCAUGUCAACGAUAAUGAUGACGGAACGACGCUUCGAGAGCCCCAGCUUCGAUCUGACCCCGACAAGAUCAAAGGAUAUGUAGACGAACUUAAUCAAGUCAAGCAGGGUGCUAAGCAGCGUCGGUCCGGCAGCAUGGACGGUGCUCGCCCCGGCGAUACUGUCCGCACGCGUGCACCUGUCGAAUUCUCCGCAGACGAAAAGAUCAAGGCCAUCAUCGAAGAGUUUGGCGAGUGCGCCUCAGCAUCAGAGCCCAAUGAGCCCGAAAAGCUCAUUGUCGAUCACAAUGCCGUCCUCAUGAAGACGGUGCUGAUCAGAGGAAAUCUCUUUCUCACCUCCCGUCGCGUCUGCUUUCUCGCUUACAUACCAGACGCUGCCAGCGGCAACAGCAACAGUUCCGAUUAUCCCCACCCCGGGUCCGUUGACAUCCGUGCACCUUCCGAUCCGAAUGUGGAAAACCCUAUUCUCCAGUCGGGUCCCGCGAUCCUCCACCGACUCGGAAAGUUGCGUCCUAAGCGCAGAGUGUGGCUGGAGCUGCGAAAGGAUUCUUUCAACGCAUACUCGGCUAGCAACAAGCUGUACAAGCCUCUGCUUUCGGCGCGUCUCGCCAACAUGCAUGCGGUUCUACCCAUCGAUUGGUCCCAGCCCAACGUCAUCCGCUUCGUCGAGGGUACCACCUAUAGCUCUGUCGAGUUCAAGACGCAGGAAGCCGCGCUCGAGUGGCGCAAGGAGCUCGAGGCAGCCGCCUUCCAUGCGCGCAACACUGCCGAAAAGGUGCGAAUUAGUAUACCACUCGAACGCAUCGUUGGUAUCGAUGCGGCUGAUUUUAUGCGCGUCGCCAAGGUUCUUCACAUUGAUGUCCUAGUUGGCGCCGUCAACGACGACGAGGUACUUCAAAUCGAACAAGAGAAUCGCGAGCGUACCGGCCGCCAUCAGCUUGAUCGUACCUGGUCCACCAGCGACGCCUUCUUCAAUUGCCCCAAGAAUCCCGGCUUCAAGUGCCAUGUCACCCAAGUCACCUUUGGUGUCACCCACAAUCGCUCCGCCUUCAUCGACCUUCUCCGUGAAGCUCUCACGCCGUCCAGGUCCAUACAGCAUUCCACAGGAUACAAGAAUUUGCUCAGCAUUUCGCCGGCUCCCCUCCUCGAUCUCCAAGGCGAGCCUGACGUGGAAGAUGUCUCCACUGAUAGCAGCUAUUCUUCCGACGACCACAAGAGCUCGCUUGCAGACAAGUUCUGUGACGCCUUUGCUCUACCCCAUCGCCCCGACGAGCUUCAUAUCGUCAAGGCUGAGCUCGUGCGAACGCUCCACACCCACGGCACCAUCGCCAUUGGCCUCGACUACUUGCUCUUCUGGCGCAGAGCUGUUGGCCGCGAGCUCAAAAUCAAAGUGCCUCUCAACGAUCUUCGAGGCGUCGAUACGUAUCGCUCCAUGUUUUGGCAUCACUUUGGCCUCGUUGUCCACAUCACGGCGCAUUCCGACAUGUAUUUCGACUUUGCCUCCAAGGACAAUCGCGACAUGACGCUCCACAAGCUCGCAGGCUUCAUCCAAGCCAAGCGAAAGCAGAGCAAGGAGGGCACAGCCAGCCAUGACGCUCCAGCCACCGAGGCCAAAGGUGACCACAAGUCCCCCGAAGCAGUCCAAAACAUGCCGGGCAAGAAAGUUGCCGCCGAGGCGCUUUUGCACGAUGACGAGUCCGAGGUGCCCGUGUUCGAGCCUGAUGUGCUUGCUUACCUGCCCAAGGUGGUCAACAUGGACCGCAACGCGAUGCGCGACUCCAUCCGCAUCUCACCCAUGCGUAUCUACUGCCUGACUAUAGGCUCGCGUGGUGACGUGCAACCCUAUAUUGCUCUUUGCAAGGCGCUCAAGGAGCACGGUCACACCCCUGUCAUUGUUUCGCAUCCUGAGUAUCGCAGCUGGGUUGAAGGGCACGGUAUCGAGUAUCGUGGCGUAGGUGGCGAUCCUGCCGCUCUGAUGAAGCUCAGCGUUGAGCAUCGCAUCUUUUCGCCCGCUUUCUUCAAAGAGAGCAUCGGCAAGUUCCGCGUUUGGCUCGACGAGCUGCUGCGUGAAUGUUGGGAAGAGUGCCAGGGUGCCGAUCUGCUCAUCGAGAGUCCUUCCACCAUGGCUGGUAUUCAUGUUGCCGAAGGCCUUAGUAUCCCAUACUUCCGUGCGUUCACCAUGCCUUGGACAAAGACCUCAGCCUACCCACAGGCGUUUAGCGUUCCGUCCAUCGAGAUGGGUCCGUCUUACAACUCGUCGUCCUACACGCUGUUUGAUCAGGUCAUGUGGGUAGCUACUUGUGGUCAGAUUAACCGGUGGCGCAAGCAUAUGGUUGGCAUCGGUCCUACAGAUAUGUCCAAGUUGGAUGCAGAUUCGGUGCCAUUCAUCUACAACUUUUCACCCGCCGUAGUGCCUAUGCCGAAUGACUGGGGUGACCGUGUCAAGAUCUCUGGCUACUGGUUCCUCGACAAUCCGGAAUCUAAUUGGACGCCGCCCAAGGAAAUGUCGGAUUUCCUCGAACGCGCCCGAAAGGACGGCAAGAAGAUUGCCUACAUCGGAUUCGGUUCGAUCACCAUCGAAGAUGCCGAAGAGGUUACCGCGAACAUCAUGAAAGCAGUACACCAGGCGGACGUUCGAGCUAUCGUGGCCAAAGGAUGGAGUGGGCGCGGUGGAUCCAAGACGAAGAAGAAGAAGAAACAGCAGCAGCACAAACCUCAGUUGGAACACAAAGACUCGGCUGCUUCUCAUCCUGAGGGCGAAGAUGCGGCUACUGAAGAAGAGCACGAACCCGAGAUUCCGAUCCCAGACGACGUAUUUGUCGUCGAGUCGGUGCCGCACGACUGGCUGUUCCCUCAAAUCGACAUUGCGAUGCAUCACGGAGGCGCGGGUACCACGGGUGCAUCGUUGCGCGCUGGUCUAGUUACGUUGAUCAAGCCGUUCUUUGGAGACCAAUUCUUCUGGGCCAACAGAGUGCAGAAACUGGGUGCUGGUGCGCGCGUCAACGGCUUGAGCGUUAGCGACAUUAGCGAUGCACUCAAGAGCGCUGCUUCAGAUCGCGUCAUGGUGGAAAAAGCGCAAGGAGUAGGCGAAAAGAUUCGCUCGGAAAAUGGCGUGGCUACUGCCAUCGAGUUUUUGUACAAGAACAUUCCGCUUGCGAACAGGCGUACACAGCGCAAGCUGGAGCGUGAAGCGAUGCACGAGUCUUCAACAGACACGAGUCACAUUCGCACCAAUCCGCUGAGGCGCCUCAGUUCGCACCAUAGACAGAACAGUUCGGGGGGCGAGCGCAAGGAUUCGCAGCACAAGCAGCAAAGGGGGGCCACGCUUCCAACCGUCUCGACCUUGUGCGAUGCUUCUUCGUCUUCGCCCACCUCAUCGCGUGAGGAGCAGGCAUUCCACCGGUCCGCUACGAUCUUUGAGUCACCCGCUAACGAGGCUGGCACUCCGCAAAGCGCAGGCAGCUCGAGCCCGACGAAAACUAGCUCUUUCCUGGCUACGUUGAGCUCGCUCAACCCUUUACCCGCUUCAAUGACAGCAUCGCUUAAGGAGACAAUUACGCUGAACUCAAGCACUUCGGACACAACGGCGGAUGGUGAAGAGGCAAAAUGGUUUGGCGAGAGGAGUAACACUAGCACUACGCUCCCAGGAGCGUUGAAUGUAGGCGAGGAAAGCGAGGAGCACAAAAUGAACCGUCUCAAAGGGUACAAGAAUGCGAAAGCCGAAGACAUUCGCAGGAGGAAACUGCUCUUGGAGCGCUUGGAGAGGGAGAGAGCGGAGAAGCAGCAGAAUCAGCCCCAGCGCAAGGAGGAAGAUGAAAAUUAG
Messenger RNA from Mycosarcoma maydis (corn smut), 4533 nucleotides. Its product is annotated as UDP-glucose:sterol glucosyltransferase Ugt53A1. Gene Ontology annotation, molecular function: hexosyltransferase activity; UDP-glycosyltransferase activity. The record is from RefSeq and is a predicted model, not a curated record. NCBI's taxonomy places the organism in Eukaryota, Fungi, Basidiomycota, Ustilaginomycetes, Ustilaginales. The transcript has a single exon. Gene Ontology annotation, biological process: carbohydrate metabolic process. The coding region runs from base 1 to 4533 and encodes 1510 amino acids.